Molecule: messenger RNA, 651 nt
Organism: Penicillium verhagenii
Lineage: Eukaryota; Fungi; Ascomycota; Eurotiomycetes; Eurotiales; Aspergillaceae
Product: MFS transporter
Exons: 2
Coding region: 1-651 (216 amino acids)
Biological process (GO): transmembrane transport
Cellular component (GO): membrane
Molecular function (GO): transmembrane transporter activity
Source: RefSeq, a predicted model, not a curated record
AUGCUUCGAGUUUUACAAGGAAUGGGUGGCGCCGCUAUCAUUCCAGCCGGGCUUGGUAUGAUAACCACGACAUACCCACCAGGAGGAAAGAGAAAACGAGCUUACUCUAUCGUUAUUGGAGUCGCGUCACUGGGCUCUGUGUCAGGAAACUUGGUUGGUGGAGUGAUCGGCGACUUGUUGGGAUGGAAAUGGGUCUUUUGGAUCCCCGCUAUAAUAUCAUCGAUGGCAACUGGGGCUGCAGCUUUAUCAACGUCGAAAUUUCCAAUCAGAAAGGCUCGCUCCGAGGUGGAUAUUGAUUGGCUCGGUGCUCUGUUGAUAUCGAGCAGCCUUCUCCUUUUCUUGGUCUCCUUCUCCGAAGGAAGUGUGGUCGGAUGGGGGACUCCUUGGGUUCCAACGCUUAUUGCUGUUGCGGCCAUUCUUCUCUGUCUUUUUGUCUUCUGGCAGCGAUGCUUAGAGGAAAGAUAUGAACGAGUGCCACUUCUCAAGGUCUCUAUGUUUCGACGCGCCAAGUUUUCAGCACUCUUUUUGCUCAUCGGUCUUGUUUAUGGAUCAUUUAACAGCUUUUUGGUUUUUGCAACCGAGUUAUUACCUCGGGCUAAGCGAGCUACAAACUGCCCUUCGAUUCUUGCCUGCCGGAAUAUCAGGCUGUAA